GUCGGCGGGCUGUCUGUCUGCAUUUACGGCCUGCGUUCAUCUACACGCGUCUGCCUUUACAUCGACCCGCGCGCCUUCCACCUCACUUGCCCUCCAUCACUGUGGUCUGGCCGACGUCUGUACACUGCCCGCCGUCCUAGUACGCGCAUCCGGUCCUAAUACGCGCUACUCGUCUGCUGUGUUUACUGUCAUCCAUACACUCGCUGCUCCAGCAACCCCUUAGCGCCAAUCACUCCGUCCUCAAGCACGCGCACACAUACGCCCUAACCAUGGCCACCGCCAAGAUCGGCACCCUGCUCAUCCGCACCCUCGCCAAACCGAUCGCGAACCAGAUCAAGGCCCAGGUCAAGCAGCACCCCUCCUUCCGCCGCAUCUGCGUCGGCCUCGCGCAGCGCAUGCACAGGACGGAGAUGCGGCUGCGGACGAAUAUACUUGGGACGGCGCCCACCACCCCCGUCCGCCCCCUCUCCGAAACGCGCGCGAUCGAGAACGGGGCGAACGCGAUAGCCGAGGGGUUCCUCUUCGCCGUCGCCGCGGCGCUGAUUUUGGGCGAGAGCUGGCGGACGAGUGUGAGGGGGGAGAAGAGAAGAGACCUCGUCGACGACGCGCUCGACGCGCUCCAAUCCGACGUCGAGUCCCUCAAGGCCGAGGUAGCCAGCGUGCGGGGGACGGUCGGGGAGGUCGUGAGGGGGUGGGAGGAGGAGAGGGGGAGAAACGACGAACUCACCCGGAUCUUGGAGCGUGUCGUCGAGAUCGGGCUCCGAGGCGGAUGGGCGGAGUUUGAGGGGGAGCCUGUCAAGAUUCCGAGGGUGGGGUUGGUGCCGGCGUCCACUGGCCCAUCAACAUCGACCACUAUCUCAUCAACAUCGUCCACUAUCUCAUCAACAUCGGAAGCGGGCGUAGAUACGCCGGUCAGCGAUGCGCUGCGGGAGGCGAGGAGGACGGAGGGCAUCACGAGAGAAGGGGAGGAGGGGAAGGAGUCGAGGUCGUCAUAGACGACGGAUUGUUGCUCGUUGAGACGAGGGAGGGCGGGGUUGAGACGAGGGAGGGCGG
Messenger RNA from Schizophyllum commune H4-8, 1053 nucleotides. Its product is annotated as OPA3-domain-containing protein. NCBI's taxonomy places the organism in Eukaryota, Fungi, Basidiomycota, Agaricomycetes, Agaricales, Schizophyllaceae. The record is from RefSeq and is a predicted model, not a curated record. Gene Ontology annotation, biological process: regulation of lipid metabolic process. Gene Ontology annotation, cellular component: mitochondrion. The transcript has 6 exons. Bases 270 to 995 code for a protein of 241 amino acids.